UACGACGUGCGGAAUAGCAUUGGUCCGUCGACCCUCUUCUUAGCCCUAAAAAUCAAAAAACGUGCGCCAAGCGGUGGCCGGCGUCCGCACACAAAACCAGCACCACCACCGCCGCCGCCACCAGUCUCGCUCAACUCCACUGCCGCCUUCUCCUCCUCCUCCACCUCGAAAUCUCUCCCCGACGCCGCCGCCGCUAGUUUUCAUGGCGAACACCGAGAACACCGAGAACCGCGAGGAAUUCGUUUACCCCGCGAAGCGCAAGCCCGAUCUCGCCCGCCCCGAACCCGAACCCGAACCCGAAGGCGAAGGCGAAGGAGGAGAUCGCUCCAGCAAGAGCCUCAAGCUCGAGCCUUUGGACAACCCCAACCACGCCGACGGCGGCGACGGGAACCACUCGGCGGAGGCCCCGGUUCGGGAGGAGAAACGGGCGGACGCGGUGGUCGAGGAGGAGGAAGAGGAGGAUGACGAUUUCGACGACGACGACGAUGACGACGACGACGACGACGACGACGACGACGAGGAUGAUGAUGAUGAGGAGGAGGAGGAUGGAGACGAUGAAGGCGACGAGGUGGAUGUGAAGGGGAAGGGGGUUAUGAAGGACGAUAAGGGGAAAGGCAAAUUGAUCGUCGAAGAAGGAGAAGAGGAGGGCAGCGGCGAUAGCAGCAGCGACGACUACGGCAAUGCCGGCGUCCGUUCGGAGAGCGACAGCGAUCUGUCCGACGAUCCGCUCGCCGAAGUCGACUUGGACAACAUCCUCCCGUCCAGGACUCGGCGGCGGACCGCCCGGCCCGGGGUUUUUAUCGCCAGGGACCGUAAGGACGGGGGAGACGACGAUCGGUCGUAGAGAUUCCGAAGGUUCAUUUAUAUUUGCUGGUUUCGAAGUGCUGCUGAUGAUCUAAGCCUAGUGGCCGAGAUACAGAUUCCAGUCGAAUCCUUGAUCAUUUCUUGGACUGUUCGUGCACGAGAGGAAAUCCACUGUGAGGCCAAAGUUCGCAGAGGUAAACAGCUUGGACAUUGAGAAUCCUGUCCUCGUCUCUGAGCCUCUAAGAUCCUCUAGCAUCAUUCCGUGUCGCAAAGUUUUUUGAAAUAUGCCUGUGUCAUUAUAACCUUCUUCCUCAGACACUAUUUCCUCCCUUUGGCACAUUUAGUGAUUUCCCUAGAGUUCUGCUAUAUCUCUGGCAGCAAAAAAUAUCCUCCCACUUUGGAGAUGGUAGUUUUGUUCUUGUUUGUUAUCUUUUGGGUAAACACCUGGCUGUUCGAACAGGCACUUCUAUCUAAAUGGGGGAUUUUCAACUCUGUUACACAUGGUGCCGACCGAUCCAUUCUCCGGGGAAAAGAUAAAAGGACACUCCUAUAUAUGGUAUGAUUAAGAUGAUCCUUUUGUCA
Messenger RNA from Eucalyptus grandis, 1386 nucleotides. RefSeq names its product nucleolin-like. The record is from RefSeq and is a predicted model, not a curated record. The transcript has 2 exons. Lineage: Eukaryota; Viridiplantae; Streptophyta; Magnoliopsida; Myrtales; Myrtaceae. The coding region runs from base 203 to 844 and encodes 213 amino acids.